AAACACGUUCAAUAGAUAGCAAUCAUUCUCCAUCCAUUGUCGUUAGUUUAACGUGACGGUCAGGAAAGAAAACAUGAAGCUCAAAGUUUACUUGUGGGUUGUAUGCGUUUUACUAGCAUUCUGCAUGUGCAAUGCAGAAUCACACUUCAAAACUUGUGCCGAAAAACAAUUGAGUGAUGAUAAACCGCUCCAGUGUAAGAUAAAAAGUCUGCAGGUCGACGGGAACAUGCCCAAAGUGAAGGACUACAUGACCUGUGCUUUCGAAGCCUCUGGGUGGAUGUCGAAGGGAAGUAAUAAGUUGGACACUUCAAAGAUAGCAGAGGAUAUGACCCCCAAUGGAUUCAGCAUCAAGAACAAUUUGGAUGAAGUGGCCAAGGAAUGUGAAGAAGAGUUUGGAGCAGAAAUCAGUGCAAUUGACUAUCUGGCCUGUUUGCUUAUCAAUGAAAAAACGAAAAAGGAAUUCAAGAUGACGCUAAUGAUCAAAGAAGCCGAAUUCUUCAAGCAAAAUCUGUGUAAUUAGUCAAACCAAAGACAAAAACAAAUACAAAUUAUGCUGAAUAAAAACUGUUUUCCUG
This is a messenger RNA of Aedes albopictus (Asian tiger mosquito), 575 nucleotides long. RefSeq lists its product as uncharacterized. The transcript is spliced from 2 exons. Lineage: Eukaryota; Metazoa; Arthropoda; Insecta; Diptera; Culicidae. Gene Ontology annotation, molecular function: odorant binding. The record is from RefSeq and is a predicted model, not a curated record. The coding region runs from base 74 to 520 and encodes 148 amino acids.